AAGAAUAGAAUUUAAUGUAUUUGUAUUGUUUGAAGUUUUAGUAAUUUUAAAUCAAAUAAAACUUAUUCGAAGCGAGAUCCGAGACAGCUUAAUUAAGAUUUUAGUUCCAGUCAGAUAUUUAAGCAAAAAUAUGCAAACUAUUUCAAUUUUUUUCUUUUUAGUAAUUUCUACCGUGGGAUUGAAUAAAGUCGCGUGUGAAGCGGGAACAAAAAGUUUUCGGGACAUCAUGUGGGAAAUAUUUUUGAAGUACAAGCCGAUGGAAAAUCCCGAUUUGUUCGAAGGAGAUAUUCUUCCGGACGAUUCGGCCGGAGAAAGUCGCACCGUAGUUAUGUCCGAAGCUAGACUUUGGACUGAUGGAAUUGUUCCUUACGCAGUUGAUCCAGCAGCAAAAAUUAACAUGAAAUUGGUGAAUGCAGUAAUGAAGGAAUUUGAAGAGAAAACCUGUAUAAAAUUUGUUCCAAGGAAAAAAGAAAAAAAUUAUAUAUUUAUAUACAAAGGACGAGGGUGUCAUUCUAAAGUUGGGAUGAUGGGAGGACGACAACAACUCAGUCUGGGUACUGGUUGCUUAAAUAAAGGUAUACUCUUUCACGAGCUAUGUCACGCUCUUGGAUUUUAUCACGAACACAAUAGACCCGACAGAGACGAGUAUAUUGAAAUCAUCGAAAGUAAUCUUCUGCCAAAUGCCAAAAGCCAGUUUAAGAAAUAUAAAGCAGAUGGGAUAAGACUGUUGACAAAUUACAGUUAUGACACAGUAAUGCAUUAUGGUUCCACAUCUUUUUCUAAAGAUAGGUCAUCAUUCACAAUGAAACCCAAGAAAGGUCAAAGUGUUUUGAAAGAAGUUCAUGAAAAAUCAUCUUUGACUGAAAAUGAUGUUAAAUACAUCAAAAUUCUAUACAAAUGCGAAUAAAAGUUUAUUUUGAAUCUUAACUGCUUAUGACGACGACAGUGGCAUCUCAAUAAUACGAUCCUUUAUGUAAUUAUACCAAUUAAGCAUAAUAAAUAUAUAUUUAGAGCAUUAAAA
Messenger RNA from Centruroides sculpturatus (bark scorpion), 1021 nucleotides. RefSeq names its product astacin-like metalloprotease toxin 5. Gene Ontology annotation, biological process: proteolysis. Bases 131 to 907 code for a protein of 258 amino acids. Gene Ontology annotation, molecular function: zinc ion binding; metalloendopeptidase activity. The record is from RefSeq and is a predicted model, not a curated record. The transcript is spliced from 7 exons. Lineage: Eukaryota; Metazoa; Arthropoda; Arachnida; Scorpiones; Buthidae.